CGAUUGAUGAGACGAUGGAAGUUUCCCUGUUCGCCUUCUGAUUGGAAUCAAGUUUGGGAAGGGUUGUCAAAUGGUUGGAUGGAGAAGAUUGUGUGGAUGAUGGUGGAUAUUGAGGAGGAUUCGGAAAUUGUUGCGGCUGUUGUCGUGUCUGGCGUUUUUGGCUCGAAAAAAACCUCCUUGUUGACUCUUCUUGACUGCAUCUUUUUUCCAGAAAAUAUUCUUAGACUCACUACCCUGGACUGUUUGCUGAGAUUUAUCCAUGGUCACGUCCUACUUCUUGUUGCUGCUGGCUCGUUAGGAAGCAUGCCAUCGACUCUGAACAAAGAGUCCGUUUAA
Messenger RNA from Cylindrotheca closterium, 336 nucleotides. Lineage: Eukaryota; Bacillariophyta; Bacillariophyceae; Bacillariales; Bacillariaceae. The record is from the annotation of a GenBank genome assembly.